CAAAAAGUUUGCAAAACAGGGUGACCUGUAACAUAAGUGUUGCAAAGAUUUUUAUUCUUUGUCUCACUUUGCAGUGAGAGUCUGUGCAUCGGACUGGUUUGUGUGCUUAUAGCUUCUGAAAGCUGAGAACAGGCCAUUAAGAAAAACACAGUAAAAUCAACCCCUCUGCUUUUUUGCUGUACCUAGAGCAGCAACAGAACGGUUUUUUUGCACGUUAUUUGCAGUAAGAAUCAUGCAGCUAUUAAGAGAUAUUGACAAUGAAUGUAUAAUAUAAUUGUCACCAUAGGAAAAAGAAGCCAUGUAGUUGGGGACCCAACUAACUUGUCCAGAACCAUUGUAGCAACCCAUUGAAUAAAGGCACGUGGAUGCUGUAUAGAAAGGAAGUGAUCAAAACAGGCCCAAACACAGAGAUGGAGUGCCAGAAAAUUAUCAAUUUUGGAAACCAGCUUCUUCGCAGGAAAAACGUGGACUGCACUCGAGAAGACAGUCGGCUCUCGCGAUGCCUCAACACAUUUGACUUAGUGGCUCUGGGUGUAGGCAGCACUUUGGGUGCAGGUGUCUAUGUAUUAGCUGGAGCCGUGGCACGGGAGAACGCAGGACCUGCCAUCGUUAUCUCCUUCUUGAUUGCUGCCUUGGCUUCAGUGCUGGCCGGACUCUGCUAUGGAGAAUUUGGUGCUCGAGUUCCUAAGACGGGAUCAGCUUAUCUCUACAGCUACGUGACCGUGGGCGAGCUGUGGGCUUUCAUCACAGGGUGGAAUUUAAUCCUCUCCUAUGUUAUCGGAACGUCGAGUGUGGCCAGAGCCUGGAGCGCAACGUUUGAUGAAAUCAUAGGCCAGCACAUUGAAGACUUUUGUAAAAAAUACAUGACGAUGGAUGCUCCCGGAGUGCUAGCAAAAUACCCAGACAUCUUCGCCGUGGUGAUAAUCAUCAUCCUAACAGGGCUUUUAAUUUUUGGCGUGAAGGAAUCUGCCCUGGUGAAUAAAGUGUUCACCUGCAUCAACAUCCUCGUCCUCGGCUUCGUCAUGGUCUCCGGCUUCGUGAAAGGGUCUGUUAAAAACUGGCAGCUGACUGAAGAGGACAUUUACAUCACCAACCACAGUAUUUACAGAGAGAAUCAGACACAGGAAGAAAUGCUCUACGGUGUUGGAGGGUUUAUGCCCUAUGGAUGGAAAGGAGUCCUCUCAGGGGCAGCCACGUGUUUUUAUGCUUUCGUGGGAUUUGACUGUAUUGCUACUACAGGCGAGGAGGUAAAAAACCCCCAGAAGGCCAUUCCUAUUGGCAUCGUGGCAUCUCUGCUCAUCUGCUUCGUGGCUUAUUUUGGCGUGUCAGCUGCCCUGACACUCAUGAUGCCUUACUACCAGCUGGAUACCAAUAGCCCUUUACCCAAUGCCUUUAAAUAUGUGGGUUGGGACGGAGCCAAUUACGCAGUGGCUGUCGGUUCCUUGUGUGCGCUUUCUACGAGUCUCCUCGGCUCGAUGUUUCCGAUGCCUCGAAUAAUUUAUGCUAUGGCAGAAGAUGGACUUCUCUUUAAAUUUUUGGCUAAAGUCAACGAGAAGAGAAAAACUCCAGUAAUUGCAACAGUGACAUCAGGGGCCGUUGCAGCUGUUAUGGCCUUUCUCUUCGACUUGAAAGAUCUUGUGGAUCUCAUGUCCAUCGGGACUCUCCUGGCUUACUCCUUGGUGGCAGCCUGUGUGUUGGUACUGAGGUAUCAGCCAGAGCAGCCUAAUUUGGCAUACCAGAUGGCUAGGACAACAGAGGAGACAGAUAACAACGAGUCUGUGAGCACCAGCGAGUCGCAGGCUGGAUUUUUGCCAGAGGAAGAGGAGAAGUGCUCCCUCAAAGCCAUAUUGUGUCCCCCAAAUUCAGACCCUUCCAAAUUCUCUGGCUCGGUGGUGAACGUCUCCACCUUCAUCAUUGGUUUCCUUAUUGUGGGUAGCUGUAUCUUGACUGCCCUUGAGCCAAGCAUUCUGAUAAAGGCAGUAUGGAUUAUUGCUGCCAUCCUUGUUCUCGUUGUCAGCUUCAUUAUAUGGAAACAGCCUGAAAGCAAAACCAAGCUCUCCUUUAAGGUACCUCUUUUGCCCCUUCUUCCUGUUGUGAGUAUUUUUGUGAAUGUUUACCUCAUGAUGCAGCUAGACCUAGGCACGUGGAUACGGUUUGCAGUCUGGAUGCUCAUAGGCUUUAUCAUCUACUUUACCUAUGGAAUAUGGCACAGCGUGGAAGCCACCUACACGGCCUCAGCAGAUGCAGAGAGAAACACGGACGCUGGUUCGGACAGCUGUAAAUGACGGCAUGUUUGGCUUAUGGGCAACUGGGGAAUGGCUGCAGUGAAGGAUGCUUUGUGGUGGGGAUCCUGAACCAGGUUACAUCUGGUUAAUCAGUAAUGCAAGAAUAAGGAAGGGUAAUGCAGGACUCCCCGCCAGCCCUGUCGCUGCAGCUUGCAGUUUGCUUAGUAGCACAGUUAAAAGGGAUCACAAGGAAAAAAGCCACACCUCUGGCAUACUCCCGGCGACACUGUCAGCUAAUCUGGGGCUAUGCGCUUCCCUUCCUCCCUCUUCUGGUUUUUGGUUGUUUGGGUUUUUUUUUUUUUUUUUUUUUCCAGUGUGUAGAAAGAAAACUGCUUCUGUGUGCCAGUUAACCUUCAAUGCUGCUAUGAAACCAGGCCUCACAAAGGUCUUUCUUUCAGUAGCCCCGGGAAUUACCUCCCCACAGAUACUCUACCUGACUAUACAUGGAGCAGAUUUUGCAGUGCUACUGUCACGCUUAGACCAGAUCCAUCCUUCACCCGAUAUGAGCUGUACCCGACGUGUACGCACAAAAAAAAGGCUCUUGCCAAACACCGGCUUUCACCUGGUUAAGAAAGCACCUGCAAGACUUGCAUUCUUUAAAGUAUCAGGUCUCAUAGUUUUUGUUGUAUUUAACUUUUUUUUUAACUACGUACUCAUAUGCUUUAAAGCGCACUGCUGCUGUGAAAUGUUGGGAGGGUUUGUGGUGGCUGCUUGUCGGGUGAAUGGUCGUUUGCCAGCGCGCAGGUAAGGCCAGCAGAUGUUUCUGCUGCCCGUACACUCAGCAGAGGGAUUGCUAGGUUUAGUCAUAAAACUACGUGGUGCAAGUACUUGAAUGGCUCAAAAAGAACGGGUGUCUCCAAAGAGCCGUCCUACCUCUUCGCCUCAGGCAUCACUGGCGGUGCGGCUGCAGUGGUGAGGUGGCUAACGCAAGUGCUCGUGAGCCCGGCUCCGACAACAAGUGGGGACCUAUUUUACUCUCCCCACGUCAGUUUUGUGCGCCGGCCGCGUGGCGUUAGCAAAGGAUUUGGCCAUGAGACUGGUCUGGCGUCAGCAGGUGGAGAGUGUUUCUGCCCCGGGAAGGGGAAGCACAGGAGGAUCCUCAGGGGCUUGAACUUGAUCCGUGAGCAUAGGGUCUGAUGUGCUAAGAGGAGAGCUUUCCCUUUGGGGCUGGAGAUCAUCUCCAGGCUGUUGUGAAAGGUGAGAAAUUUGGAGUUGAGACCAGGGUCUGUGUUUGGACGGCAAUGCCUUGGUUUUGCUGUAGGAUGCAAUUUUUUUUUUUUAAUUCUCUCUAAUAGCUUUUCCCAGCCAAAUUCACUGCCCUAAAAAAGGCUUGUUAAACCGUCAUGAAGGUGGGCCAUGCCCAUGUAAUGCCACUGGUUUAAAUUCAUGCUUCAGCUUGUACUGAAAAAGAAAUUGUAGAAUCACAGAAUGGUUUGGGUUGGAAGGGACCUUUGAAGGUCAUGUAGUCCAGCCUCCCUGCCACGGGCAGGAAUAUCUUUCACUAGAUCGAGUUGCUCAAAGCCCCCUCCAACCUGACCUCAAACACUUCCAGGGACAGGGCAUCCCAAAUAGAUACUGCAGAAAUCCCUUCUCCCAACCUGAGUGGAUGCUGUCCUAGGUGUCCUCCACAUGAACACCAGACAAUCUUUAAUCUGUUUGUCAGCAUGGCUCUCGCUGACAAAGGGGACGGGCUCUUGUCCCCACCGUUCAGAUGGAGAACUGAAGAACAGACCCCCGCAUGACUUGACUAGGGUCUCACCAGGCAUCUGGUGCAGCAGAAAAGGGGAACCAGAUCAUCUCCUGGAUUACACAGCCCGACCGUGGACCAUCUCUCACAGGUUUCCAAGAGAGACUUUAUAGCCUUUCUGCCCACUGAAAACUUUUGAUCUCGGCUUCCUUCUCGUACACUGAGAGGCUCUUCUUGCCAGGGCUGGAAUUGGAGGGAGUGAAGGCAAUGUGUUCAUUGCCUCCCGGGUGCAUUUCAGGGUGCGUUUUGAGUGCAGUUCCCCCCACAAAAUGAAGUCAAGGUCUGCUCCAGUCGCUGGGUCUUGACCUUCUGCCAAGCCUUUGUGCCUUGUGCAUAUAGAAAGUCUUGCUCAAGCGGGGAGAGAAGAAUAUAGAAAUUAAAAGCCACUAGGUUGAGGUCUAUUUUGUUUAAACACAGGCAAGGUUGGUACUCUCCACUGCCUUCCAAAAAGCACUGAAGAUGUGGUGGGAGGGGACGUAAGGAUGUUUUUCCCUACCUUGGGUACCAGAUUCUGAGCAAUUAAGACAUUUAGCAAUGACCGUUUGGGGGUGAAUUCUGACUGGAAGUGUGUUUCCAAAGAAAUUUAUUUAAAAAUAUGCAGAUUUCUUGCUGUAUGUAAUUUUUUUUUUUUAUAAAUGUUAACUUAUUUUUGUUGUCUACUUAGGGAUCUGUUCUGGUAUUUAUAUUCCAUAACUUUGUUUCAGCUUUUGUGGCAUAUAAUAGCAGCACAUAGAAGAAGGGAAAGUCCUGAUGGGGGGCAUUUUUCUCUGAGAAGGUUAAUAGGAAAACCUUCCUGUGUCACCAGAUUUGGUAUUUAAAUGUGCCAUUACCCGUACCAGCCCCAGAGCCACCCGCUGCGGAUUUGCUGCUGGAGGUGAAGAUCCUUAGCCCCAUCUCCCACUCCUCCAUCGUGACUUCUUCAUCCCAUCGGUUCCCUGCAGAACCGGCGGGUGCUGCCGUCGCUCUUGCUCGUUGUUGCUACUCACCACGAAACAAGGCGGUGGAGGGAGCCUGCAGCCCUGCGCGGUGUCGGGGAAGCGUACGUGCCUCCUGGGCUCUCUGUCUACCUGCUUCCCCCGUGUCCUGCUGGACCUGGGGAACCUCCUGCCUUCCCCUUUGCGUGACUUGACCUGGGGAGUGGACUGGUGAGGAGGUGAUGAGUUUGACACAGCUGCGUGCUCCUGCCCCAUCCCCUCCUGGCCACGUCAAGCCCUUGCUUUUAUGUUUUGUAAGCUGAAAGGCAAAUUUAACUGCCUCUUUCUAGGACGACGUCAAGGACUUUGCUGAAUGGGUGGGUUUUUUAUUAUUUUAUUUUUUUUAACCGUCUCCUCUGCCUCCCUGCUGAUGUCUGCAUGUAACAUAUAUCAAGCCAGAUAUCUUUGAAGACAUGCGACUGCUGCUAUAACCUUGCUGUUGUGGACGAUAUGCUUUCAUUCAUUUGAUCUUUUCUUUGUAAAUACUUCAGUCAUUAUUUUAUUAUGAGACUGUUUUGUACAGAUGCAGAGCAUUUUGCUGUAUGAAGAGGUGGGAAUGGAGAAGCGAUGCCUUUGCUCAGCACGAGAAUAGAUCCUUUUCUGCCAAAGCCGAGAGGCGUAGUAAAAAUGGCCUGCCUGAUCUUUCGGGGCAGGCUCUGGCCUGAAGGACUGACCUUGUUUCAGCGUAUUUGGUUGCUCCCGGUCUGCUCGCUUGAGGGGAAGCUGUCGGAAGGGUCCUGCUGACUGCUGGUGGGCAGCAGGCGGAGGUGGGCAGCACCGAGGCUGCAGCUUGCAGUUAUAUAGCAAAUCCGGACACGUAGCCAGCCAGCCUUUCUCAAUGGAAAAUUGCUGUCAAAACAGCUUCCCCGCACACAUACCAAAAAUGAAUUGUUCUGUGCAAAAAUGACUAGAUUUUGCUUAUUUGCUUGCAAUUCUUUGAUCACUGAAAAUCAUUACCGGCUGGGUUUCGGCUUCAUUUCGCCCUUUUCCCAUCCCUCAGGGUGGAGUUUGCCACCGGUUCGGGCGGCGAGUGCCUGUGCUGCAGGCAAAGCGCUGCUGGUUCGGAGCCGAUUGGACCCGUCUGUGCUUGGUCGCAGCGGGGGAAAGGGGGCUGCAGGGGACCACGCUGGUGAAAACACUGCUGGUGCUGAUGCCACGUGUUGCUGUUCAUUGCCGGGGUUUUGGAAGGGUAAAGUUUUAGGUGGCAGUGCUUGCCCUGGACGCUCUUACCCUUUGUCCAUCCCGGAUGAAAACAAAUUCCUAUUCAUAGUGUGCAGAGCGUGCCUGUCACUGCCUGCUGCCUCCAUUCCUGCUAACUCAGAGAUCAGAAAGCAAUAUGAUAGGAUGUUAUAUUUGUAAAAUCUGCUUCUUUAGUGAUUGCAUUUCAUAUACUAAUGAAUUCCAGUGGGAUUUCCUAAAUUCCGCCCCCAGAAAGCCACAUACAAGUGAGCAUUGCUGUCAUCUGCCCAAAUGAAUGAAGGGCGAGACGCAGGUCCAGCAGGCUGGAGGGGCUUGCUUUGAAGGGGAGGAGGAGGAGGAGUGGUGCUGGUUUUCAUGCAGCUGGCUUCCCUGCCGUCCCUCCCUUACACACGUCUCGCCACCCUCCCCUUUCGGAGGAAGCCUCUUCCCUCUGGCAGAAAAAGCAUCUCUAUUUCUAAACCCUCGGAUAACCUCGGGACAUCCGCUGGGCCCAACUUAUAUGGGCAGGUUCCGUUUCUUCCUUCCCCUUACCAAAAAAUUGCACUUGUUCAAGGCUAAAUCGAUAUGUACACAGUGAACCAACACUCGCUGCCAGGCAUGCCGGCAUCCCACAGGCGAGCCGAAGGCAAAGCUGCCUCGCCGGUCGCUCUGCCUGCUGCCGCUCGCCUCGUGGUUUAUCGUUCAUUUCCCACUCCAGCAGCAAUGCCUGCCCCAUAAACCCCCCCGGGCUGCCUUACGCUCUCCGUUAACAGUGGGGUCCCGUGGGGUGUCUGACACCCAGCUGGAAACCAGACGAUCCAGGAACGUCUCUGCUAGCAAGAGCCAGACCUCGAUUUUUCUCAGGGUAUUUGCUCCUGGCUCACGCUCCGAGACGAGAGGUUUGUCUGAGACCUGGCAGCCAGAGGCACCGCUGCCUCCCCACGCCGCGCGGGGCGGUGGUUUCGGCGGAGCGACUCAUGUUUUCAGGAUAACGGUGGGAAGCAAAGCGUUCCCUUGCAGCACGUUGUGCCUUCCAGCUGCGCUGGGUGCAAGGAGCAGGAGGAGCCGCUGGCAGCCCGGAGGCGGUGUGCUGGCAAACCUAGCAUGAGGUUGGGUCAUGUCAGUAAAGGGAUUUUUACUGACCGAAGCCAUGGAAGAGUCUGUAUAUUUUUAUUUUUUAAUUAUUAAGCAAAAUGUAAAUACCUUUCUGUUGUCUGUUUGAUGGUCUAUUUUCCUAAUGAUUUCUCAGAAUUUCUUACGGGCAUGAUGAAUAGUUUUAAUGCUUGUUCUGCAAACAAAUCUAUUUUUUAUCUUUUUUAUCUUUGUUGUGGUCUUUGUUUUGGUUUGAUUUUUUGGGGUUGUUUUUUUACCGUGUUCAUGUAGCGAUUAAAGCCUUAAGUUUUAAAAUGUGAACCUUACCCUCAGAGCACAGCGCAGGUGUGCAGCUACUUUUUAUCCUUGCGACACUGUAAAUACUUCUCCCCUGAACGAUGGUUUUGGAAUUUGGAAAUUCACUUGUAAUUAUGUGGUACAGCAUUAAAAUAUAUUUCUCGAUAUCCAAAUAAA
Aquila chrysaetos chrysaetos is the source of this 7751-nucleotide messenger RNA. RefSeq names its product solute carrier family 7 member 1 (gene SLC7A1). The transcript is spliced from 12 exons. The coding region runs from base 366 to 2285 and encodes 639 amino acids. NCBI's taxonomy places the organism in Eukaryota, Metazoa, Chordata, Aves, Accipitriformes, Accipitridae. Gene Ontology annotation, biological process: amino acid transport; transmembrane transport. The record is from RefSeq and is a predicted model, not a curated record. Gene Ontology annotation, cellular component: plasma membrane. Gene Ontology annotation, molecular function: amino acid transmembrane transporter activity.